AUGUCGACCAGAUACUCUCUCCGGCAGACGCCAAAAAAAAAGGAGCCCUUCGCUGGAAUGGUAGAGACCCCUACAGUCCGCCGCUCUUCUCGUCGCCAAUCCUCGGUUCCCGCUGAAGCUUCAGACGUCGAGUCUACCUCGGCCACAGAAAAGCCCGCCCGUCCCACUCGUCGCCGCACUGCUCGUUUCUCUGAAAAUAUGGACGACGACGUUGAGGUGAAGUCGACUGCCGUUGAUGCUGGAAAUGCCAACGGUGUCAAGCGAAAUGUUGAGCCUACGCCCGCCGCCACCAAGCCCGAGGUCAAGGUCACGCUGGUUGAUGGCUGGAAGCCUGGACAAGACCCCAAGAUUGACUACUCUGGCGAGUUCGAAUUUGGAGGCUCGUUCGGAACCCUCUCUCUCAUGAUCUUCUUCCCUGUGCUCAUGUGGUAUAUGUGGAUCGGUGCUACCUACUAUGAUGGCAAGAUCCCCACACGAACACCUGGCCAGAGCUGGUCUGACUUUGGUGCUCACCUCGUGAACUUGAUCUACACUGGUGCUUUCCCUCAUACCAAGGCAUGGGUCUGGUACUGGAGCUAUCUCAUUUUCGAGGGUGCCUGCUACUGCCUUCUCCCUGGUGUUUGGGCCUAUGGCAAGCCUCUUCCUUUCGAAGGAGGUAAGCAGCUGCCAUACUACUGCAACGGCUAUGUGAGCUUGUACUUCAGUCUUGCUAUCCUGGCCAUCCUGCACUUUACUGGCAUCUGGCCCGUGUACAAUGCCAUUGACGAGUUCGGCCCCUUGUUGUCCGUCGCUAUCUUCAGCGGUUUCCUCGUUGCCAUUGUGGCCUACUUUUCUGCUCUGUACAGAGGCAAGCAGCACCGCAUGACCGGAUACCCAAUCUACGAUUUCUUCAUGGGAGCUGAGCUCAACCCUCGCAUGUUCGGCAUUCUCGACUUCAAGAUGUUCUUCGAGGUGCGCAUGCCUUGGUACAUUCUCCUCAUCCUGAGCCUGGGUGCUGCUGCUAAGCAGUACGAACAAUACGGCUACGUUUCUGGAGAGGUUGCCUUUGUCGUCAUGGCUCACUAUCUCUAUGCGAAUGCCUGUGCCAAGGGCGAGGAGCUCAUUGUUACUACCUGGGAUAUGUACUACGAGAAAUGGGGCUUCAUGCUCAUCUUCUGGAACCUGGCUGGUGUGCCCCUUUCGUACUGCCACUGCACCAUCUUCCUCGCAAACCAUGACCCUGCUGAGUACCGAUGGAACCGAUUUGCUCUUGUCCUCUUCUACGCCGCCUACCUGUUCUGGUACUGGGUUUGGGACAGCUGCAACAGCCAGAAGAACCGCUUCAGAGCCAUGGAGAGCGGCAAGGUGGUCUGGCGCAAGACCUUCCCCCAGGUUCCCUGGCAGACCGUCCACAACCCCAAGACUAUCGUCACGCCUCAGGGAACUAUCCUUGUCGAUGGAUGGUACGGCCUUGCCCGCAAGAUCCACUACACCGCUGACGUUUGGUUCUCCGUUUCUUGGGGCCUCAUCACCGGAUUCAAGAGCCCCUUCCCAUGGUUCUACCCCGUCUUCUUCUGCUGCAUGAUCGCCCACCGUGCAGCUCGUGACAUUCACCGCUGUCGAACCAAGUACGGCGACGCCUGGCUCGAGUACGAACGACAAGUUCCUUUCCUCUUCAUUCCCUACGUCAUUUAA
Molecule: messenger RNA, 1674 nt
Organism: Clonostachys rhizophaga
Lineage: Eukaryota; Fungi; Ascomycota; Sordariomycetes; Hypocreales; Bionectriaceae
Source: the annotation of a GenBank genome assembly